CUAUAUAAGCAUGAUAUAAGCUGUAGUCGUAGCUUUUCGUGAAAAAUAUUACGAAUUUGUUCAAAUUAUUGAACUAAACUUAAUAAAAGGCAAUAUCCUACCCUCUAUUUUUAAAUACAUAACUGUAUUCGCUCUCUGUCAUUAAAAAAUACAACUCAUAACCUUACCUUGGCAUUAGUUUUCCUUUUCCUUGAGUAGAGGCUCUAAUUACUUCGUUGAACAUGAAGUCUGUGGCUGCUGCAGCGCGCUCACUCAGGAAGCGUCCGUUCAGGGUGUCCAUUGAAGGGAACAUCGGCUCGGGAAAGUCUACAUGCAUCAAGUUCUUUGACAAAUUCGACAAUGUUGAAACUCAUGCGGAGCCUCUCCACGAAUGGCGUGACGUCAGCGGCCACAACCUAUUGGGUCUGAUGUACUCUGACAUGCACAAGUGGACGUUUGCGUUCCAGCACUACGUACAUCUGAGCCGACUCAAGAUACAGAUCAGUCCGCCGGCUCACCCGGGCAUCACUGUUAAAAUGUUUGAGAGGUCAGUUCAGAACAGCAGGUACUGUUUUGUCCACAAUGCCAAGAAGCAGAACUUUCUAGAAGAUGCCGAGUACCAAGUCUUGUCCACUUGGUUUGACUACUCCGAGAAGAAUCUUGACAUAGACUUGGAUCUAAUAGUAUACUUGAAAACCACUCCCCAAGUGGUGUGGGACAGAAUGGCCAAGAGAGGGAGAGCCGAAGAAUCUGAAGUUCCUCUAGAAUACUUGCAACAAGUACAUGACUCCUAUGAAAACUGGUUAUCAGCUCCAAAUGUCGGGUGUGAAGUGCUGACUAUAGAUGCUGACAGAAACUUGGACUGUGUCAAAGAUGACUUGCAAAGAUACACUUAUAAAAUUUUAGGAGGUAAUCACACUAAUUGAAUAUCAAGUGGAUCUUUGUUAAUGGCUAAAGAUGCUAGGAAACUUCUCUUAACUUAUAUACCAGAAAACAUAGGAUUUUCUCCACUAUUCUUUCCAUAGGCUGUGGUGUCAAAGGGAAAUUGUAGGGUAUUUAGUUAUUUACUAGGUAGCUAUUAAAUUUUACUAUUGAAUUUACAUCAUGACAGUUUAUUAUGUUGCCAGAAUACCUUCAUCGUAAUUUAUCUACUGCAGGCCAAUCUGCGGGUCAAAAUUGCAUCGCAAAAACAUCCCUCCUACUUGCAGGUGUUCAGUAGAUCUAUAAUUGUCAAUGCACAGUUUUGUAUGGAGGAUUCUAGAAGAAACUCAUCUACCAUAAUUAUGUAAUUGGAAAUAAGUUUAAUCAGCUGUGCCUUUUGUAAGCUAACUUUAUUCCUAAAAGUAGAUUUAAAAUGUAUUUUUAGCUGUAAAUGAAUGAAUAUACCUCAUAUUAGACAAAGUUAAAUCGCUAAUG
Messenger RNA from Plutella xylostella (diamondback moth), 1395 nucleotides. Its product is annotated as deoxynucleoside kinase. The record is from RefSeq and is a predicted model, not a curated record. Lineage: Eukaryota; Metazoa; Arthropoda; Insecta; Lepidoptera; Plutellidae. Gene Ontology annotation, cellular component: mitochondrion; cytoplasm. Gene Ontology annotation, biological process: nucleobase-containing compound metabolic process. Gene Ontology annotation, molecular function: ATP binding; deoxynucleoside kinase activity.